AGCCACCCCGGCGCCCAACGACUUGCCAGAUCCCGUGUGCCGCACCGGCCGAGCCCACACCCCAACCACACGAACCAACGUUCCCCCCGGGCCCCCGCGAGGAAAACCAUGUGCCGAGCCCGGCCGCCCGCCAUGUUCCCACGCGCCAGGCGCCACUAAAUCAGCAGCGCCUGGCCGCCCGGAGCUCCCCCCAGUAGCGGCAGCAACAAAGCAGGCAGCAGCCAGAGCCAGCAGUAACAGUAAGCAGCAGAAACCAUGGCGAGAUCAGGGCGGGAAGGGGAGGAACGGAAGCUGGUGCUGGGCAAGUACGAGCUGGGCCGCCUGCUGGGGCAGGGCACCUUCGCCAAGGUCUACUACGCGCGGGACCUGAGCUCCUCCGGCGCCGCCGGUGGUACGGGCAGCGGCGGCAGCAGCAGCAGCAGCAGCGUGGCCAUCAAGGUGAUCGACAAGGCGCGGCUGCGGCGCACGGAGGGGAUGGUGGAGCAGCUGCGGCGUGAGAUCUCCAUCAUGCGGAUGGUGCGGCACCCCAACGUGGUGGGCAUCCGGGAGGUGCUCGCCAGCCGCUCCCGCGUCUUCGUCGUCAUGGAGUACGCGCGCGGCGGGGAGCUCUUCGCCAAGGUCGCCCGGGGCCGCCUCACCGAGGACCACGCCCGCCGCUACUUCCAGCAGCUCGUCGCCGCCGUCGGCUUCUGCCACCGCCGCGGCGUCGCGCACCGGGACCUCAAGCCCGAGAACCUGCUGCUGGACGAGGAAGGCCGGCUCAAGGUCACCGACUUCGGGCUCGCCGCGCUCCCCGAGCAGCUGCGCCACGACGGCCUCCUCCACACGCAGUGCGGCACCCCGGCGUACGUCGCCCCCGAGGUGCUCCGGAAGCGCGGCUACGACGGCGCCCGCGCCGACCUCUGGUCCUGCGGCGUCGUCCUCUACGUCCUGCUCUGCGGGUUCCUCCCGUUCCAGCACGACAACUACGUCAAGAUGUACCAGAAGAUCUUCAAGGCAGAGUACCAGGUGCCGCCCUGGGUCUCCGGCGACGCGCGACGCCUCAUCGCGCGCCUGCUCGUCGUCGACCCCGCGAAGCGCGCCUCCAUCGCGGAGAUCAUGUGCACGCCGUGGUUCAGGAAGGGCUUCGUGCCGCCAGUCCUUUCACCGCCGGUAACGCCCCCGAAGAAACGGCUGGACGAGGACCACGACGCCGCCGGCGACCUCUUCGACACCGACGACGACGACAACAGCAGCAGCUGCAGCAACUCUGGCGCCACCGCCACCUCGCCUCGGUCCUGCAACGCGUUCCAGCUCAUCUCCUCCAUGUCCUCCGGGUUCGACCUGUCGGGGCUGUUCGAGAACGAGCAGAAGGCCGCGACCGUGUUCACGGCCCGCGCGGCGGCGGCCACCGUGGUGGAGAAGCUGGAGUCCGUAGCGCGCACCCUGGGGUUCGAGAUCACCAGGGGGAAGGAGAGCGGGAAGGUGAGGAUGGAGGCCAAGGCCGAGGGCACAAACGGGCGGCUCGCGGUCACCGCCGAGGUGCUCGAGGUGGCCGUGGACGUGGCCGUCGUCGAGUUCGCGCACGACGCCGGGGACGCGCUGGACUUCAACAAGUUCUGCGCGGUGGACGUCCGCCCGGGGCUCGCGGAGAUCGUCUGGGCGUGGCAGGGCGACAGCCCGCCCGCGCCGGCCGCCGCCGUCGGGACCGCGUGAACAAGAACAAACGGCCCCUUCGUCCUGUCCGUGAUGUAAAAAUUGUAGCGACUUUGCGUAGGAGUUACACCAGCUUCAUAUAGCAUGUAAGUCAAGUUUUCGUUGUUGCUUCGAGACAGCCAUGGCUAGUUUUGUUAUGCGUCAUGUGUUGUACAGGAAGAGAACAGGUGCACAAAAUUAAAGAGAGGUGUUUUGUCGACACGAGUGUCCAAUCGAGGCGCUGAGUGCUCCAUCGGCUUGCAAAGUUUUGUAGUGAAUGUAAUCUGUAUUUUGUGGAGAGGUGUACAUACAUACAAAAUUUUGGUCAUGAUCAAAUUUAGU
Messenger RNA from Sorghum bicolor (sorghum), 2016 nucleotides. Its product is annotated as CBL-interacting protein kinase 16. The record is from RefSeq and is a predicted model, not a curated record. The coding region runs from base 256 to 1695 and encodes 479 amino acids. Gene Ontology annotation, biological process: signal transduction; protein phosphorylation. The transcript has a single exon. Gene Ontology annotation, molecular function: protein kinase activity; ATP binding. NCBI's taxonomy places the organism in Eukaryota, Viridiplantae, Streptophyta, Magnoliopsida, Poales, Poaceae.